AUGAUGGUCAUCCCAAAGCGACUUAUUCUUUGCCUCAUCCCAACUCCUGUAGUGAUGACGGUGUCACUAACGAUGACGAGUAAACUUGGGUUAGUUGUCGACGUUGGGAUUCACCUGUUGAAGGUUAUUGGCAUAAAGGCAAAUGAGCCAAGACCACGAAUUUAUUCAUCUGUCAGAGUUUGUUAUGCGCCAACCACUCUGAAAGCAUAUUCUAUGCGACUCAACAAGUUUUAUUUCAUUUCGUCAGAAAUUCAGUUCCGUGAGUUAACUCAGCAACUUGUAGAUCCAAGCUUCCAAGUAUCUGGAGAUAAAGCAGUGCUUGGUCAAGUUAUAUGUGCAUGCACCUCUUCAAUUCAAACAUUUCAUACCAACGAUUGUGCUUGCUUCGGCAUACCAAUUAUGAGAGCACCAACCAUCCUAAGGAGCCUCCCCAUACGCCACCUGCAACCCAGAGCACCGGCUGCUGUGGCCCCUUUGCCGGAAAAAACCCGGUUCCACCGCGAACUUGCGGCCGAGCUCAACACCCUCCGGUCACAAGGUGAAAUCGGGCUGCCUCAGUUGCUUGAUGCUGCAGUCACCACACAGAAAAUAGCCUCCGAUUCUCUGGUGAAAAUUUGUUACAGAGAUUGUGCUGAUCGUGGUGCUGUUGAUAAGUACCUAGAAGACAACGUUGAAAUUCUUGAUGCAUGCAAUUAUUUUAUGGACAAAAUGGAGCACAUCAAUAAGUACGUGGACUCGUUGAGGGUGGUUUUGCAUUUGGUUGACAGGGGUGGUGCUGCAAAGCCUACAACUCGUGCUUUGGAGCUUUUGGAGUCAUGUCAAAGCAUGGAAAAGAGGUGCAAAGCAAUGCAGAACCACCGUGGCUCUUGUUUGAAGAAGAUGUUGCGGCAAAAGCUAUGUCAUGAAACCGAAUUGAGUGAGGUUAUGUGUGGGUCUAAGGCCACGGCCUUGAUGUCUUGCAGGUUUCUUGAACUUGGUCUAUCGUUUGAUCCAAAACGUGGAUUGCCCCUGAUGAAGAUGUCUCAGGGUACGAGUUCUUGGUUGAGGAUGUUGCAGGAGUUGGCAAAGCAAGCAGAAGGGAGUGCUGAGAAGAAGGUGCAGAGAAGGAGAUGUCUGUCAUCUUUGUUAAUGCAGACAGAGGGUGCAGCUAGAGAGUUAAAGGAGCAGAUGAAGGGUAAAAGGGAAAAGGAGAUGAAAUAUGCUGUUGAGGGACUAAAGAUAUGCUGCAGGGAACUGGAGCAUGGGGUUGAAAUUGUUGAAGAAAGAGUGAAGAUUUUGUAUAAAAGUUUGAUUGAUGUUAGGAUGACUUUGUUGGGGAUUCUUUCCCAGCCUACAGUGUUAUGA
Molecule: messenger RNA, 1344 nt
Organism: Sphenostylis stenocarpa
Lineage: Eukaryota; Viridiplantae; Streptophyta; Magnoliopsida; Fabales; Fabaceae
Source: the annotation of a GenBank genome assembly